AGCCCAUGCACAUGGCACGGGUCUUCAAGUGCUGUACAUUUUAGUGGGCUUGUGCAACAAAUUCAGAUUUGGGGUCUGUCCUCAAGAAUGUCAUCGACAGAAACUAUCUCGGUGUCAUGGGAUGCCUCGAAUAAAAUAUUAGUAGCCCGACUGAUGUGAUGAGAUUUAAAAUGAUAGGUAAUAAUUAUUACAGUAACAAUGAAACCAAACCAAUCUCUUCAAUUAACCUUGGCAAUACUGAAGCCUCAUGUUGUGAAAUCUCCGUUUGCCCUUCAGAGCAUUCGUGACUUGAUAAUCGACGAGGGAUUCAAAGUUGUCAGAUCACGUAGAACAAUUAUCAAGCCAAUGGAAGCAGAAUUGUUUUAUGCGGAUCAUAAGAAGAAAUUUUUCUACAAUAGACUACUCACUUUCAUGUGUAGCGGUCCAUCCGAUAUCCACAUACUAGCAGCAAAGGAUGCAAUAUUGAAAUGGAGAAGAUUGAUGGGCCCUACAAAAGUUUAUCAUGCUCAGUUUGACGCACCUGAUAGUAUAAGAGGAAAAUAUGGUCUUUCGGAUACUAGAAAUGCAACUCAUGGAUCAGAUUCCCCAGAAUCGGCAGCACAUGAAAUAGGAAUAUUUUUCAAAGAUUUUAGCACAGAGCAAUGGUAUGAGAGUGAAGAGAUUUUUUAUAAUUUAGGAAUGAUAAAAUUCGACCCCCUCGCCUUCGUGCAUACCAUCGAUAAAAGUCAAGACAAGAGUGAGGCUAAGCCAAAUUUGGAGUAACGGAAAUCUGUAGAAUAUCGAUCUUAUUCACGAUCUUGAAUAAUGUGAUAUACUGUGUAGACAUCAAUUAAAUAUAUGUUUAAAUAGAGAAUCAUAUAUGAAAUAUGUA
Molecule: messenger RNA, 871 nt
Organism: Athalia rosae (coleseed sawfly)
Lineage: Eukaryota; Metazoa; Arthropoda; Insecta; Hymenoptera; Athaliidae
Product: nucleoside diphosphate kinase 6-like
Exons: 3
Coding region: 199-762 (187 amino acids)
Biological process (GO): UTP biosynthetic process; GTP biosynthetic process; CTP biosynthetic process
Molecular function (GO): nucleoside diphosphate kinase activity
Source: RefSeq, a predicted model, not a curated record